Episyrphus balteatus (marmalade hoverfly) is the source of this 937-nucleotide messenger RNA. RefSeq lists its product as uncharacterized. The record is from RefSeq and is a predicted model, not a curated record. Bases 246 to 692 code for a protein of 148 amino acids. The transcript has 4 exons. NCBI's taxonomy places the organism in Eukaryota, Metazoa, Arthropoda, Insecta, Diptera, Syrphidae.
CAAGCAACUUCAAAUCAACGUACGUUUUUGUUUGUUACAUCUUGUGUUCAUUAUUUAGGGCGUUGGACAAAUUUUCUUAAAUUAAAUGAAUUAAAGAAAAGUAUUAAUUUCUAUUCCAUCAGUAAAUCAAGUCAAAUAGUUGAAUAAAUUUCAUUUAUUUUCCAUUUGAAUUGUUGGAUUAUUCGCAAUGCUAAUUUGCAUUUAAAAAUUGUGUUUAAAUUUCCCAUCAAAUCCAACCUGGAAUUAUGUCCACAAUCGAUGAGCGUAAAGCCUAUCUAAAUAAUCCCUAUUUUACUGGACACAUUUACGGCAACUUUUCUCCAUUUUACGUUACAAUAACAAUUUGUACUGUCGUCUUGUUGUCGAUUUUGAUUUUGAAUAUAUUUUUGACGUGCUGCUCGAAGCACAGGAAAUAUUGGAAGGACAGGCAUACAGGUAAUCGUUGGCUAGUUUCUAUUUGGUCGGCUACACCACAUAAUCAGCCACCACUUGAUUUCACCGAACUCAAGGACGCCAGUCAUUUUGCUAGGACUGAGACUCAGCACAUUUUCAACGAAGAAAUCGAAUCAUCUCCAGCAGCUACCCACCAACAGCAGUAUCAGUUCCAUCACCAACAAGAACGUCCAGCACGUCCAUCACGUCAACAACGUGAAGAAUACGUUGAAUUACAAAAACGUGAAAGCGAUAUCUAAUAUAAGUUUUAAAUUUGACAAAAUGGCAGUUAUUCUAAUUUAUCCUGCCAUAGCUGCCCUCGCUAUGUUCAUUGUUGGAGUCAUUAUCAUAAUGUUGCGCUUUGGGCCACAACUAUGUCAUCUUCGUCAUCAUGCUCUUCCGGAUGACCAUAAUGAAUGGCGCAGUGCUGAUGACCGCGUUUGGCGUGGUGAAGCUUACGAUCAUGAAAUAAGUUUAGCAUAAGAUUAAAUACGAUAUAAGAGAA